AUGAAUCGACUUGCUCCAGUGGAAAUCACUUAUGACUGUUUAAGGUUUCUCAUCACGCACAACCCCACUAACGCACAACUUGGAAGAUUUAUAGAGGAUCUAAAGGCAUAUGGAGCUAACACCUUGGUUAGGGUUUGUGCUGCUACUUAUGACAAGGCACCAGUGGAACAAGAAGGCAUUCGGGUCCUGGAUAUGCCAUUUGAUGACGGUUCUUCCCCCCCAGAUCAAGUGGUCGACGACUGGCUGAGUCUUUUACAGACAAAGUUUCGAGAUGAGCCAGGCAGCUGUGUAGCUGUGCAUUGUGUUGCUGGACUGGGAAGAGCUCCAGUCCUGGUAGCCCUUGCUCUAAUCGAGUGUGGAAUGGAGUAUGAAGAUGCUGUUCACUUCAUAAGACUGAAGCGACGUGGAGCCUUCAACUCAAAGCAGCUGCUUUUCCUGGAAAACUACAAACCCAAACUGUGCUUGCGCUCCAAAGAUGCUAACGGACAGACAUGCACAAUACAGUAG
This is a messenger RNA of Nerophis lumbriciformis (worm pipefish), 507 nucleotides long. Lineage: Eukaryota; Metazoa; Chordata; Actinopteri; Syngnathiformes; Syngnathidae. The record is from RefSeq and is a predicted model, not a curated record.